AUGUUCGUACUCGAACAAGAAGAGUACAAGAAGGAAGGCAUCGAUUGGGAGUUUAUUGACUUUGGCAUGGAUCUCCUCGCGUGUAUCGAACUGAUAGAGAAGCAUUUGGCACCUUCUGUGAUCCUUUGUGGGUCUGUUUCGAAUCUGUAUAGUCGACGAAUCCAUGGAAAUCUGUCUCGAAUCAAAGAAAUUUUCGAUAAAGAUAAAAAUCAAAAAGCUAAUAUCGGGCUUCGAAGCAGACCAACAAGACAAGAAAGACAGGCGAAACAGAGGAAAGCAUAA
This is a messenger RNA of Heterotrigona itama, 282 nucleotides long. Lineage: Eukaryota; Metazoa; Arthropoda; Insecta; Hymenoptera; Apidae. The record is from the annotation of a GenBank genome assembly.